This is a messenger RNA of Apis dorsata (giant honeybee), 4152 nucleotides long. RefSeq names its product protein numb (gene numb). The coding region runs from base 1728 to 3734 and encodes 668 amino acids. The record is from RefSeq and is a predicted model, not a curated record. The transcript has 13 exons. NCBI's taxonomy places the organism in Eukaryota, Metazoa, Arthropoda, Insecta, Hymenoptera, Apidae.
AGGAUAAUCGAGUUAAAUAAUUCACGAACGAUUCUCUCCUUUUAUUCUUUUCAAACACAUUUUUCAAUGACAAAUCAAUUUGCAAUCGAAAAUAAAAAUACGUCACGGAGGCAUCCGUUUCCUUGAUUCCGAACACUCGUCAAAUUAAUCAACGUCGAUCGAUCAAACUCGUACAUAUUCGAUUGGGAAGAAUUGAAAUUGCAUUCGAGUAACGGUUUCCUGGCGACGCGAUUGAAAUUUUUCGUUCACAGAACGGUCGCUUAAUUCGUCAAAUCUGAUUGUAUGCGACUCAUUAUCUAUUUGAUGAUCGAAUGAAAUUUGCACAUUAUCAUUUUUCAAAAGCUACUCAAGAACAUUUCUCUCAUAAGAAACUCAACCGGCUUUAAUUAAAACGAGUAUACACACGGAAACAAACGAAACAGCUCGUUUUUAUUACAAAGAGAAGUGUUGAUUCAGUGGAAUGCUCCUGAGGCGAUUCAAGAUUCGUUUUUGUCCUCUCAACCACUUCUUGAAACGUUGUAAAGGAUUAACACGCGACACGAUCGAAACUCACGAGUGAAUAAUCGAGAAAAAAUUCGUCAUCGAUUAAAAAUAACGAGAGAGAUAUUCGUCGUGUACCGGAUGAUUAUUGGAAAGCAAAAGCGACGAGUAUAUCGCGCGAAUAGCAAACGAGCAACAGGAUACAGUUGCUCCCUCCACUGGACGUAAGGUAGGCCAGAGAACAGAGACGGAUAGUAUGAAAUGGAGAGAGAGUAGCCGAGGGAUCCCACUCUAGGUAGAGUUCAUGACGUCAAUCUUCGGGGCCAAGUCGCACGACCAGUUUGAACUGCUAGCUCGCCGUAAGAAGGGAAGAAGAAGAGGAAGAAGAGGCGACACUGGUCUCUCGAACUGUUCCUCGAUCGGUCCUGAUAUGUGUACAUUUUUACCGGCCGGCACUCGUACCGCCGCCAUGUGUAUCCAAACUGUUCUCUCGUCUGAUCGUGUGUCAUACAUCGGUGGAUAGGUUUGUCUACAUAUAUAAAGAUUCUUCGAUUGAGGUUAAUUAAAUUUGUGAUCAAACAGUGUAUCAAAUAAGAAAAGGUGAACGGGUUCGCUUGUUGAAAUUGAUGAAUCGAUAAAAAUGAUUGAAUACGACAAAGAAUAGAAAAAAGAGCAUAGAGUGUCGUGAAGACCAGUCAAUAUAAUCGCACACCUGGUGCCAGUGAUAAGUAGUGUGCAUGGAAGCGAAUGCAAGUCGUGCAGUGGAGACUCGCGAUGGAACUCGGUUGUUCGGUGACAAUACCUUGGUCGAUCGGGAAGCCCCCACAGUUAUCCGCCUUCUCAGUGCUGAACUUUAGCUUGGACAUUACGAUAUCUUAUCCAAUCGCGCGAAUUUGUGGUAGUUCGAUUGAAUAGAGGCCAAAAAAGAUACGUGUACGAAUAUAAUUAGGAGAUCGAUAAACAGGUUGUGACAGUGAUGCAUGUUCUGUGAAAAUCUAACGAAAAAAAUAUUAAAGUGUAUAUAAUAAUAAGGCAGAUAAGUGUUAUGAACUGGAAAGUUAUAUUCUGAGGAUUAAAAGGGAUCGAAGGAAAGAACAUUUGAACGAAGAGGAAUAGCAAAGUGCACGGACGUUCGAUGAUAUCGUGUAUGGUGCAACGAGGAAAACAACGAACGACGAAGCCGUUGUGUUUGGAUACUUGACGCGGUCGCUACUGCGCGUCGUGAAAACAUCGACGCCAGAAGAGAAAUGGGAAACCACCCGUCCGCCCACCAACCGCUCGAGAGAGCUACCAACCAUGCUGGAAAUGGUCUUCGCCUCUCGAAGCGAGAGAGGUCACCGGGAAAAAGAAUGGACCGACUUCGACGAAGUUUUCGUGAUAGCUUUCGACGGCGGAAAGAUCCUCAUGUACCGGAAUCAAGUAAACCGCAUCAAUGGCAGGCGGACGAAACGGCUGUCCGCUCGGCCACAUGUGCUUUCCAUGUUAAGUACCUGGGAUGUGUUGAGGAAUCAAGGGGUAUGCAAGUGUGCGAGGAAGCUCUAAAAGUACUUAGGAACUCGAGGCGGCGGCCGGUACGCGCGGUGCUGCACGUAUCAGGAGACGGUUUGCGGGUGGUUGAAGAUGAGACAAAAGGGCUGAUCGUCGAUCAGACGAUAGAGAAAGUUUCCUUUUGUGCUCCGGAUCGAAAUCACGAGAAAGGGUUCAGUUACAUCUGUAGAGACGGCACGACCAGACGAUGGAUGUGCCAUGGAUUUUUGGCAUUGAAAGAAUCGGGAGAACGCUUGAGUCAUGCAGUGGGAUGUGCUUUUGCUGCGUGUCUGGAAAGAAAGCAACGAAGGGACAAGGAAUGCGGUGUCACGAUGACGUUCGAUUCGAAAACUUCAACCUUCACGAGGAGCGGCAGUUUCAGGCAGCCAUCUUUAACCGAGCGAUUGCAGGAUUCGCGCGAACGCGCCGUAGAUGUACCACCUAUAAAGCAAGUCUACAAUCCUUUUNNNNUAGAGAGACCACACGCUACCCCGUCGAUGCUCGAAAGACAAGGUUCCUUCCGGGGUUUCACUCAAUUGAACCAAGCAUCACCGUUCAAAAGGCAGCUUAGUUUACGGAUUAACGAUCUUCCUAGCAAUCUUGAACGCACACGCAGUCAUAGCCUUGAACCGACGGAUUUGUCACGGAUGCCAUCUGCUAUGUCUCACAUCGUACCUCUGAAGCCACCAGAAUUCGAAGGAUAUGACGAAGUUAGUCCAAUACCAGAAAUAUCACCCGGGGGUCAAGAUAGCGUUUCAGCGAUGUGUCAGCAGCUUUCACAAGGGCUUUCUCUUCUUUCGAGGACCGACGACUUCGGACCAAUCUCUACGCAAAGCAGUACAAGCUCUGUGGCUAAACAGCUCUUCACCAGUACCACCGCUAAUAAUACUCCACCAGUGACGAGUAGCAACUUGUUGGACGAAUUAAAACUGCAAAAUGGUCCAAGUUUGAACAACAAUAACAACAACAACAAUAACGAAAAGAACGACGAUCUCAGUAAUCUGAAUCACGUUGGACCCAGUUGGCAGGAAGCUCCGUCACCUGUUCUGGCUUCGAAUCACAGGCUUACACCAAUCUUGAAUAAAACCAGCAAUCUCAGUCCCAUUCUUCCAAGAACGAACGCGCCUACACCGAUAGUUAUGAGUACCCCCGCACCCAACACCACUGUCAGCGUGUUUGGAACAUCAGCCUCGGCCAGUCCAGCCUUCAGCACAGCGUCCACGUCCUCCUUAGGAAAUGCACCCACACCGGCUAUGAAUAGGUCACCGAUACCAGUGACUUCAGUGAUGACUCCCAAGACCAGCUCACCGACUACUACCAGUAUGGCAUCCGUCUCACCGGCUCUAUCUGGAAAGAUUUCUAAUAAUGUUAGUCAAAUUAAUCAAACCUCAGUGGCGAAUACUAUUACUACAUCAGCGGUUCAAUCAGUUUCAACAACAGCCGCAUUGCCAAAACCGGAGCAAUGGUUGGGCAGUAUAACAAGCUCGGUACCACCUUCAGUGCAAUCUCCUUCGCAAGGACAAAUAAGUCCUCGACGGGCACCACCUCUUCACGCGAGGGCGCUCUCCCUCGGUUCGGCCGCCAUGAAUCAGGCGACCAGAACCGGUCCUUCGGAUCCAUUCGACGCGGAAUGGGCGGAAAUAGCGGCGAGGAAUCUGCGACAAUCGAGCACCACAAACCCGUUCAUAAUGCCAAACGCGACCCAAGCAUUCCAGGUGCAAUUGUAGCGCCAGGAGUUUGUCAACAGCGUGGCCAAGUACUUCCGUUCGAACACAUAGUGACGACUCCACGUCCGUUCGCGUUUCGACCUCUCGAAUAACCGGAAGUAUUACACGUGAACCGCGUUAAUCUUGAUGGAAUCGCGUGGUUUCAAAUGAGUAAUUCUCCAAUGGAGAUUCCGGAUGAUUGGCCACGGUAAAGAGCCGUGUGAUGAAGAGGGACCUCCAUGAAAAGCGAGGGAUGGAGAUAUCGAUCUCGAAGAGAUAUGUUUAGUAGCAAUGAUUGAUAUAGAAGCAAAUCAGCACAAAACACGUACCCGUUGUUUCUAGAUAUUAGUAGAUUACGCACACACAGCCUCAAUAACCUCGAAUGAAUACGAGAAGAGUGAGAGGGAAUAUGAAUUUGAAAUAAUGAAAAAAAAAAAAA